UCUUCUGGCAUACUUUUGCCGGUAGAGAAUUUAGUUCUCUUCCCCAGGAAUCAGUGGCAUCAUCCCCUCUCUAGAAAAACAACAUGAAGAUGAACCCAACGUCCUACUGGGGCUCUCUCCUCCAAGCGUUGUUUCCCUUGCUACUUUUCUCUUACUCAUUCGCUCAGCCAUCCUUGGCGCUAGACACAACAGAGCAGUACCUUGAGUGCAACGCGACGCGCAUGCUCACCUGUGGUGAUAUUCACACCGAGAUCAAGUUCCCUUUUUGGACAGAAGAUCGGCUGGAUUACUGCGGUCAUCCAGGCUACCAACUCACAUGCGACCCUGAAAAUAAGACUCUGUCGAUGAACAUCGGUGAUAAGUCAUAUCAUGUAAGGGAGAGGAUUGACUAUGAGAACCAAUCCCUGGCCCUCAUAGACGCAGAUCUCUCGGCCGCCGUUACUACCACCAGUUUUUGCCGCCCUGAAAAGAUUACAAACACCACCAUCAGCAGCCUCGAAUCAUCCUUCUUGAUAUACGGAGACAACGACACUAAUGUCACCUUGUAUCUCAACUGCAGCAUCUCCACCAUCCUGAAUCUCAAUAAAUUCUUCCCCAUCCCCUGCACUUCUUAUUUCCCUGAUUUCUUCGGACAGAAGGCGUUCUUCACGUUGGCAAAGGAACAAAUAGAAAUCCCUGAGAAUGAGCAGUGCAACGCGACCGUGUUGAUUCCGGUGUAUGAUCAAUUCAACCUGGGUGAUUUUAUAACUGGAGCGAAGAAUUUUAGUGAUGUGAUGAAGGCGGGGUUUGGUGUGAAGUGGACCAUCGGGCAGGACUGGUGCGACAAAUGCACAAAGUCCGGUGGGCUCUGCGGUUCCAAUGACAUUAACCCGGCCUGCUUCUGUCCAGUCGGCAUGACUAUCGGCACCAUCUGCAGUCACGGCAAGAACAGGACAGUCAUGAACAAGCAUAUAAUUAUAGGUGUUGUAUCGGGCGUUGGCAUCAUCUUAGCACUUUGCUGCCUAUACUUGUAUUGCUGGUUUCGCCGUAAGAGGCAGCAACACUCCUCAUCCACUCUUUACGAAGAAGAGGCUGUGGUGGCACAAAUCUCAUCAAGCCCGGUAAAGAUACGGUCAAAGGCCUACGAAAAAGCAGAGAUAAAGAAGAUGGAAGCCAAAUCUACCCAGUUCACCGGCAAUAGAGUUCUUCCCUUGAAUCGAAGAGAUGGAGAUGUCCAGUCCUUCAUUGUUGCCGGUUGUUGGCGAUUGCAACUUCGCAAAUCCGAGGUGAAGUGUUUGCAUUCGCUCGACACACGCAAUCCACAGUCGACAUUAGUUUGCCAGUUGAAAUCUUUAAUGUUGAAGAGCGGGCAAAUAGCAUCAAUCUGA
This is a messenger RNA of Dioscorea cayenensis subsp. rotundata (Guinea yam), 1367 nucleotides long. Its product is annotated as LEAF RUST 10 DISEASE-RESISTANCE LOCUS RECEPTOR-LIKE PROTEIN KINASE-like 1.2. The coding region runs from base 84 to 1367 and encodes 427 amino acids. Gene Ontology annotation, molecular function: polysaccharide binding. The transcript is spliced from 4 exons. Lineage: Eukaryota; Viridiplantae; Streptophyta; Magnoliopsida; Dioscoreales; Dioscoreaceae. The record is from RefSeq and is a predicted model, not a curated record.